This is a messenger RNA of Chrysoperla carnea, 796 nucleotides long. RefSeq lists its product as uncharacterized. NCBI's taxonomy places the organism in Eukaryota, Metazoa, Arthropoda, Insecta, Neuroptera, Chrysopidae. The transcript has 4 exons. The record is from RefSeq and is a predicted model, not a curated record. The coding region runs from base 306 to 629 and encodes 107 amino acids.
GUAGUCGGCAUCCUCUGGCAGUUCACCUAGACGUUACGCUCGUACGAACAAAGAAAAAAAAAUUAGUAACUCGAUCAACUACCCUACGCUAUAUGCUACCAACUUUGGCAUUUAUAAGAAAACUUUAUAUUAAAAUCCUCUAUUAAAUUACCAACUGUGGCAUGUUGACAAAGUGGAAGCGUUUUUUAUCCGCGAUCUUAGUAAGUGUGAUCGAAUCUGAAAAAAAUAUUAAAGUGGACAAAGGAACGGUCUAGGAUGGAGUAGUAGUCUGUGAAGCGACUACAACUCUAUGGUCUAUCAAUCAAAUGUCAGAAUAUUUGACAUCAACAAAAGAACGCAUAAUUUACAAUAUGUCUUGCAAGACAAACAAAAAAUCAUUAAAUGAAUUACAAAGAAAAUCAUAUGAAAUUACAAUUCUCAAAGACAAAUGCACACAUUUACAUAACCCCCUCAAGGUAAAUCUCCAAUUACAUCGUUACAAAUUGGGACAGAAGAAAGAUAAUUACAGUAAAGCAACGUACCUUGAAAAUCUAGGCAAAACCACCACAGAAUACCGAGCGUACACCUCCAAACAAACAACACCAGCCGUUGAUGAAUGUCCAGGAAUGAUUAAUAAAUCGUUCAAGUAAGUCCACUUCUUUGAAGUUAAACCAAUUAUCUUUAUUCCAGAUUAAAUGACCCAAUCCAUCAAUUGUCCGAUGUAAUCUUCAAAACGUGCUCGCGUUGCGGGCACGGACGUGUAGAAUUAUUAAUUUUUAAUAAAUUUUAUAACUGAUCCUUGAUGUGUACCAUUCAA